This is a messenger RNA of Aspergillus ibericus CBS 121593, 690 nucleotides long. RefSeq names its product rhodopsin family protein. The record is from RefSeq and is a predicted model, not a curated record. Bases 52 to 468 code for a protein of 138 amino acids. The transcript is spliced from 7 exons. NCBI's taxonomy places the organism in Eukaryota, Fungi, Ascomycota, Eurotiomycetes, Eurotiales, Aspergillaceae.
CACCCCCGAACAUCAAGCACCACCACCACCACCACCACCACCACCGCAAUCAUGGCCAUCUGCAUCACCUUCGGAACACACGAAUUCACCUCCAUGCUAGAAGGUUACGAAAACGUCCGUGCCUUCUGCUAUAACUGUCAACAUUGGAAUGGUCAUUGUUUGACGAGAUGGCCGUGGUUUACUGUUUGCUUUAUUCCUGUUAUUCCUCUCGCGACGCAUAAGUAUAAGGAAGUAACCUGCUACACGUGUCGCUUUACGCAGGAUCUUCGCGAUCGCCCUGACAUCACGCCCGACACACGACCUCCUCCAGGGGUGAUACCGGGCCAAUUACCCCAGGCUUACUACGGGGGCGGAGCACCGUUUUAUCCUCCUCAGGGUUCGGGCCCGCCUCCGCAGGCGUCGGGGGCUGUGGCGCCGACGCAACAGCCACCGGCGCAGCAGGAGGGGCAGCAUCAGGUGUAUAAGUAAUUGACUUUUUUUUUCGUGGGUGGAGUUGGUGCUGUGUUGUGCUUUGCGGGCUGGUUUGGUCGGUGUAUUUAUACCUUUUGCUCUAUGCUUUUUUCGUUCAUGUAUGCGUGAGCUGCUGUUUUGCUUCUGAUUUGCUGAAUGCAGUGCAUAUUAUUAUGGUAUAUUUGGUAGUGGCAAACACUGUACAGGUAAACGAAUGGGGUAUAUCAAAACAAGCCAACC